AUGGAUGGGACUGCACCAGUUGAGCCCGAAGCCGUAAAGGCGGCUCCAUCACUGCGUAAGCGAAGAAGACCGGCCCUGUCCUGCGCAGAAUGUCGAAGGAGGAAGAUCAAAUGCGAUCGUAACAUACCAUGUGGCCCAUGUAGACAAGCCAAGAGCGCGACAUGCACCUACAGUCCGGAAGGGCUGGCGAGGAAAAGUCACGGAAUUGGCCUUGCUAGUCCUGCUAUGACCAAUACUACACCUUCAGGUCCAGAGGGAGAAUUCUUUACCGAUCGAAUAACGCAUAUUGUAAAUGGCCCUGAGCCGUCUCCUCCGCCUACAUUGAGUCACCCACCGAGUGAGCCUAGAAGUACAUCGCCGUGUCAGUCAACGGCUAGUAGUCUCGGAGGACAAGAUGUUCGAGGGCUUCUCAACCGAGUGCAAAAGCUAGAGGCUAUGCUAGCGUCGACAUCGAUUGAUGACAGGCAUAAAUCGACAAACAUAUUACAGGAGUCGUCCAAAGAGCUGCGGGGAAACUUAUCAAAGACGAGGUGGUUUGGACCAAGUCACUGGAUGCACGCAUUCUCUCAAACUCGGAAGAUUAUAUGCUUCGAGUUUAACAUUGCUACUAGUCACAGUAUUAUUCUCACAGACAAGACAGCAGAUAAAGAGCUCAACAUCCUCAUCGACAGGUGCAAAGCCAUCGCCAGACUUAUCAAAGCCGCUCAAGUACCACAAUGGACCUUAUGGGGGACGACAUUCAAGCAUUCCAUCCCAUCUCGCGAAGCGGCCGACAAAUUAGUCGCAAAUUACUUUCGCACCCAUGAAGCAAAUCACCGGGUCUUACACAUCCCAUCCUUCAUGAAGGAGUACAACCAGUUCUUUGAUUCUCCUCAGACUGCUAGCGCGGUAUCGUCGGUCAAGGUAAUGCUUGUCAUGGCAAUAGGAGUCUGCUUUUGUCAGAACGAUGAUUUCCAUGCUUUGCGACACGAUGCUACCCAGUGGAUUUAUGCUGCUCAGUCAUGGCUGUCAAGUCCUAAUGAGAAGGCAAAAUUGCAUAUUUCCCUGAUCCAAAUUCAGUGUCUAACAUUGAUCGCACGACCGCUGUUCUCAAUUAGCGGCGAUCUUGUCUGGAUUACACUUGGUACUGUCAUAAGAACUGCCAUUCAAAUGGCUCUGCAUCGCGAUCCUAAGCAUUUCCCUAGGAUUUCUCCAUUUCAUGGAGAGAUACGCCGUCGUCUCUGGGCCACGAUUCUGGAGUUGAAUGUUGUUACAUCUCUGGAGACAGGCAUGAUCCCGAUGAUAUCAGAAGAUCAAUACGACACCGAACAUCCAGCCAACAUCAACGACGAAGAUAUCUCCGAGUCUACAACCGAACGGCCAACUUCCAAGCCAACGGAAGUUUUCACGCAAACCUCAACUCAACUGUUGAUACUACAAUCUUUCACCACACGUCAACGAGUAGCGCAACUCAUCAACGACAUCCGUUUCGACCCAUCUUACGACGAAGUCCUCCAAAUCGGCACCACUCUCAUGAAGCACUACAGAGACAACCACACUUUUCUAACAAAAUGCUCUGAAGAGCCCACACAAGGUGCUCACAAGCCCUCCGUAUUCCACCGCAAACUAGUCGACCUAAACACGCAACGCUUCCUCCUCGCCCUCCACCACCCCUUCGCCCUAAAAGCCCGCACCGACCCCCGCUUCUACUACUCGCAUAAAGUCUACAUCGAGUGCGCUUUAGCAGUGAUGUCCUACCACGACACUAGCGAGCCAUCAUCCCCCCUCCUCAGCGACGGCAAAAACCAAGACGACUACACACGUCUCCGUCUCGCGUCCGGCGGCCACCUUAAAGAUGUCAUAGUCCACGCCGCGCUAGUCAUCUACCUCGAGCUGAUAAUCCCUCUCGAAGAAGACCCCUCGUUGGCGUUCACGCAGGAACGCAUGCCGCAACGCUCCCCGUUCCGGAAAUUCCUCGUCGAUACCCUCGAGCUAUCGCGCGCACGUAUGGAAACCUGCGAGACGAACAUGAAAGGACAUCUCGUGCUCAGUAUCGCGCUCGCACACGUCGACGCCAUGGAGCAGGGGCAGCCGAGUGAAGAACGGGUUAUCAGCGCUGCGAGGGAGAGUUUGGUGCUUUGUGAACGAUUACUGACGGAGCGGUUGCCGAAGUCGACGGAGACGAGUGUGUAUGCGGGUGGACUGGAGGAGCAGCUUGCGUUUAGUCAGCAGGAUGUCGAUAUGGCGAUGCAGGAUUGGGGGAUGAUGGAUUAUGAUACGGGGGCGAAUAAUGAUUAUUGGUUGUGGCCGGCGUGGACGGAGGGUGCUGGGUUUAUGAAUGCUGGGAGAGCGGAUAAUGUACUUUAG
Glarea lozoyensis ATCC 20868 is the source of this 2346-nucleotide messenger RNA. RefSeq names its product Zn2/Cys6 DNA-binding protein. Bases 1 to 2346 code for a protein of 781 amino acids. Gene Ontology annotation, molecular function: DNA-binding transcription activator activity, RNA polymerase II-specific; RNA polymerase II cis-regulatory region sequence-specific DNA binding; zinc ion binding. The transcript is spliced from 2 exons. Gene Ontology annotation, biological process: regulation of transcription by RNA polymerase II; DNA-templated transcription. The record is from RefSeq and is a predicted model, not a curated record. Lineage: Eukaryota; Fungi; Ascomycota; Leotiomycetes; Helotiales; Helotiaceae. Gene Ontology annotation, cellular component: nucleus.